Messenger RNA from Fusarium verticillioides 7600, 2109 nucleotides. RefSeq lists its product as hypothetical. Gene Ontology annotation, molecular function: ribosome binding; RNA binding; translation elongation factor activity. The coding region runs from base 1 to 1614 and encodes 537 amino acids. Gene Ontology annotation, biological process: positive regulation of translational elongation. Lineage: Eukaryota; Fungi; Ascomycota; Sordariomycetes; Hypocreales; Nectriaceae. The transcript is spliced from 4 exons. The record is from RefSeq and is a predicted model, not a curated record.
AUGCUAACCCCCUGGCAAGUAAACAAGACGAGUGGUAAACAAGCAAUCGGCGACAACAACUCAGAGACGAUCGACACGCCCCAUGGGGUCGCAAAUCUGGACUUUGAGGCUCGCGUCCCCGUUCCCUUUAGCAUAUUCCCAUCGACAUAUCGGGAAUCCGAAUCCCAUACCCAGACCGUUACCGAAACAAAAACCCACGAAGAGGUUGAGAUCAAACCCCAACAGCCCCAAGCCGGACGGGAAGGUCAAUACUCUUCUGUCUCUGUCACCGCCGAACAGGUUCCUCCUCGCGGAGAGCAACGCUUUAGCGAAGAAGAGGUCCGUAUUACGCGUGAAGAAGAACGUUACCGCCGUCCCGGUGUCCAAAAAUUCGAGCACGAAGAAGAGCACUUUACUAUCCGUGAAGACUCGCGACGACCUGAACCUCCCUCUCAAUACCAACCCUCUCAGUACCAACCACCCUCCCAAUACCAAACUUCUCACACUCACGUAGAGGUCGACACCCACCGUCAUCCCUACUACUCCACCCCCAUCGAUCUCGCUGAACGUGAAUACCGCCAGCGUUACCGCCCUGCCCAAGCCUUUUCCACUGAAGACCCUACUUCCCACUCUCACUCCCACUCCCACUCUCACCACCAAACUCAAGACAACUUCCAAGCCAACAACUACACCGUUGAAGGCCGACCGACUCCCCAAUUCUAUUCCUCCGAGAAGACUGAAAUCAACAACUUCACCGUUGACGGACGCUCCUCGCGCCCUCAGUACAACCAGACCGAGAAGACCGAGUUUAACAACUUCACUGUUGACGGCCGUUCUUCCCGACCUCAAUACACUUCUGAGAAGACUGAAAUCAACAACUUCACUGUUGACGGCCGCUCUUCCCAGCCCCAGUACCGCGAUACCAAGACAACUCAGGUCAACAACUUCACCGUUGACACACCUGUUGCUCGUCCAUCUAACAAGAAGGACGUGAGAUUCACUGAAGAAAUCGUCGAAACUACAAAGGUCGACAACAACAAGUCCAAGAUGGGUUACUACGACGACGACGCAGGUCAAUACAACUCUUUCCGCGCCGGUGCUCACAAGCUCGGUGAUCGCAUCGCCCAUGGAGGUCGUCGCGAUAUUGAGAUUGACAUUCACGAGGGUCCCCGUCCCUCUGCUGACUGCCUUCUCAACACCGUCAGCAUCCCCUGCCACCACAUCCGCCUGGGUGACUUCUUGAUGCUUCAGGGCCGCCCCUGCCAGGUCAUCCGCAUCUCUACCUCCUCUGCCACCGGUCAGUACCGCUACCUUGGUGUCGAUCUCUUCACCAAGCAGCUUCACGAGGAGUCCUCUUUCAUCUCCAACCCUGCCCCCAGCGUUGUCGUUCAGUCCAUGCUCGGCCCUGUCUUCAAGCAGUACCGUGUCCUCGACAUGCAGGAGGGUUCGAUCGUUGCCAUGACCGAGACUGGUGACGUCAAGCAGGGUCUCCCUGUCAUUGACCAGUCCAACCUCUACUCCCGCCUCAGCAGCGCUUUCGAGUCUGGCCGUGGUUCCGUCCGUGUCCUCGUCCUCAACGACGGUGCUCGUGAGCUCGCCGUUGACAUGAAGGUCAUCCACGGCUCUCGCCUGUAAGCGUGUUUACUGUUUUCUGAAGACGGGCAGCCGCUUGUAACGCGACUAUUUCCCAACACCAUAAUGAGUUGAUGAACAGCACUACUGGGUCUACCUCGCUUUUGAGGAGUAAGUCCAGGCUGUCCUGAGAGUCACCUGUACAAUGUCAAGUUUCCUGGGGAUCUGUUGUAUGUAUCAAGAUGGUUCAAGUUUGUUUGUGUCGAGAUUGGAUAAAUCAUGUUGGCUAGCUGGAAUAUUGGAGUCUUUUGCGUAGAUGGGAAAGUUCUGUACAUGGACUGUAGUAAUUGUCAAUUGAUUCCGCAUCUACAUAAAGCUAAGCGUCCGCGUCCCCGUGCCACUUUCUGUCUGACUUGCACUAUUAAGGCUUAGGAGUUAUACCUGAGCUCUCAGGGUUCUCCACUAACCACAAACGGAAAUAUGCUGCCUCUCCGCCGUAUGAUACGCGGCUCAGAGGAGCCGACACUUCCAAAUCUAUUGCUACCCUACAUUUCAACU